GAAAUCAUUAAUGUGGGACAAACUAUCAAACUCCGGGGAAGCCCUAAAGCUUCUGGUACCAAGCUAUAAUCGAAAGGUUAUAAGUGGCAGAAGUAAUUACUCUGGUAAGGUAACAAGUCAGAAGAUGAGUGAAAACGAAAUGGGUAAUCGCGGAUCUAAAUCAGUAAUGCAUAAAAAUAUUACUGUAAAAGAGCAACGAGUAUACGGUAGUUGGCGUGGUAAAAAUUUACCUAGCUUAAGAUGUACUCUAAUGGGCUUCGAAAGAAGCUAUCCAGUAAAAAUCCUUUCUAACCAAAUUCGCUUACCGUUAUCUAGAGAAUUUACAUCAGUAGCGUCUCAUUCUUCCAUUAAAAAUCCUGUCGUGGAGGUAAAUGCCCCACUUCUCCACCCUGGAUUUAUCACAGGGUUUGUGGACGGAGAGGGUUCAUUUAUUAUUAGAGUUAGAAAAAACCCUAAAUAUCGUACAGGGUUUUUAGUCGAAGCUUAUUUCUCAAUUGCUGUACAUAAAAAAGAUCAGAUUAUUUUGCAAGAAAUUCAAUCUUAUUUCAGGGUUGGUAAAAUAAGAAAAGAGGUAAACGAUAUAGUAAAAUUUAGAGUCGAAUCUGUAAAAGAUAUUGCUAACCAAAUAUUGCCACAUUUUGAAAAAUAUCCUUUAAUAACUCAGAAGUUAGCAGAUUAUAUUCUAUUUAAGGAUGUUGUGAAUAUGAUGGUAAAUAAAGAGCAUUUAAAUAAGGAGGGUUUAAAUAAAAUUGUAUCAAUAAAGGCUGUAAUUAAUCUAGGUUUACCCGAUGAAUUACAGCUUUAUUUUCCUGACAUUAUACCUACUAUGAGACCUUUGGUGCAAAAUAAAACAGUACCUAAUAACCACUGAAUAGCUGGAUUCACCUCCGCUGAAGGUUGUUUCAAAAUAACGCUAGUGAAACGACCUAAUAGAAAAAUAGAUCAAGUAUACUUGGUAUUCCAGAUAACUCAACACUCUCGGGAUGAAAAAUUACUAGAAAGUUUUAUUUCUUUUUUUGGGUGCGGAAUAUUAGAAGCAUCUUCUAGAGAUCCCAUUGCUAAUUUUUCGGUCUACAAGUUUUUAGAUAAUUAUGAAAAAAUUCUUCCGUUUUUCCAAAAACAUAAUAUUUUUGGAAUGAAAUCCCAUGACUUUAAUGAUUGAUGUCAUACUUCGUAAAGAAGAGCCGCAGAAAUAAUCCAAGCUAAGCAACAUCUAUCUGAAGAAGGGUUAAAGCAGGUUAUUUCACUAAAAUCUGGAAUGAAUAAAGGAAGAUCGAUCUAAUUUUCUGUGCUUUGCUUCUGUGCAAGGCAAAAGAAGUGACCAUGCUUCUGUGCAAGGCAAAAGGAGCGACCAUUGCUUCUGUGCAAGGCAAAAGGAGGAGGGCUCCUAUGAAAUAGCGGGUUAGGUUAGUUAGUUACUUGCGGUUAUAUGGUUUUAUUUUGCUAUGUUGAAGGAGUUUUUACCGAGUAGGACCACUAUAUAUUUAAAUAUCUACAUAGUCCGAGGUCGGAGAUGGUGGGGUAUAUAAUUCUUUUUUUAGGAUAGCUUCCUACUUCCCGUAUUUAGCAGGGGUGGUAGAGUACACAGUACAUAGUACGAUUAGUGAUAAUUUAUCUCUUAACUAUUAUCUUUUUUUUUUAUUAGACGAUAAGCCAAAGCACGUCGCGCUAUUUCAUAGGAGCAAGAGCAUGUAUGUUUAACAGAACCUUCUGUGAAGGAUACGGUUUAGAAUUUGUAUGAUAAAUUUUAUGGCCAUGUUAUCAGGUGUACAAAGUCACAGUGGACCAAGUGUUGAUUUAGCUAUAUUUGCUUUACACUUGUCAGGUAUAAGUAGUUUACUGGGAGCAGUAAACUUUAUUACCACUAUUUUAAAUAUGAGAAGUCCGGGGAUUAAACUACACAAAUUAGCUUUAUUCGGAUGAGCGGUAAUAGUUACCGCUGUGUUGUUAUUAUUAUCAUUACCUGUAUUAGCCGGUAAACUAUAAAUUGUGCCGGCUUUAAAUCUGGCUAUUUGCUGGAAACUGUGAAAGAUAUCUUUCACACAAUCAGCAGAAAACCUAUUAAGCUUAAACCUAAUAGGGAUUUUCAGAGGCUAUACGCCAGAGUUUAUUUCUUGUAUUGUUUUAGGUGUAAGUUAUUGUCUUCGAAGAGUUUAUAAAAGAGGGUAUAGUUUAAAAUAUAAUAUAAAUUAUGGUACUUCAUCCUUAAUUAAAUAAAGGUAAUAAAUCCAACACAGAUUUUUCUCUUUACCUUACAGGUCUUAUAGAGGGAGACGGUACAAUAUUUGUGCCUAAAACUGAAAGAUCUGUUAAAGGUAACCUUAAUUAUCCUUCUAUUAAAAUAGUAUUUCAUUUGAAAGAUUUACCCUUAGCUCUUUUAAUUCAAAAAGAAAUAGGACAUGGGUCUAUUUCUCUAGCGAAGCAGAAAAGGUGUAAAUGCUUAUAUCACCUACAAAACUUUUACAAGUUAAAUAAAUAAGAUAUGGUCCCAACAUACACGUGAGUGUAUGCGUGUUUGCUCUGGACUUAUUAAAUAUAUCUUUAAAGAUAUAUUUAAUUAUAAGUCUUUAAGAUAGUUGCACUAUCAUGAGAUUAUGUCUCGCAAACCAAGAUAAAAUUUUUGGCAAUUAUAAUGGUUUUUAAUCCAUCUAUUUUUUUACAAAAUAUUUAUCACAUUAGCUACUCAAAUUAUUAUAUAGCAUGUUCUUUUUUUUCAUUAUGGCCUAACAAAUUAGCUGUGCAAUCAAGUUUAAAUUUAUAUACUCAAGCUAGGCGUGCUGUGAGUAUACUGGCUAAGCCAAUAGAAGAAAAUUUAAAUCUAAUAAAGUGUUCUAGUAACAAUAAAUAUGAAUAUCUAGCUUACUAUUUAGCCGGGUUAAUCGAGGGUGAUGGUCAUUUAAAUACACCGCCUAUAGGAAAAGUUAUAACUCCUUCAGGUUCAACUAGAGUAGCGCAAAUAGAAAUAGUAUUUGCGCUUAAAGAUAGACCUUCCGCUGACUUAUUACAAAGUAUAUUUGGUGGAAGAGUUUAUUUGCGUAAAGAUGUAAAAAUAGUUAGAUGACUUAUUCAGGAUAUUAAAUGUCUUACUAAUGUAGUGAAGACAGUUAAUGGUAAAUUUAGAACACCUAAAAUUAAUUCUCUUUAUGCUAUGAUAGAUUAUUUAAAUGCUAAAGGGUUGGAUAUUAUAAAACUACCUCUGGAUUGUUCUGAAAUAAAUAGUAAUUCUUGAUUAGCAGGGUUUAUAGAUGCAGAUGGCCAUUUUGCUAUUAAAGGAUUUACUUCAAAUCCUAAAACAUAUUUAGCCUUUCAUUUUCAAUUAUCACAACGAAAAACCGAUAAGAGUGGUGAAGGUUUAACUAAGUUAAUGUUAAAGUUAGCCGAAUUUUUACAAGUAAAAUUAAGCAAUAGAAUUUUUUCAGAUAAAUUUGUUCAAUUAUUGGUUAAUACUUCGAAUUCAGCCAGCAAUCAUAUUUUAAUUAGCUAUCUAGAUAUUUAUCCUUUAUUGAGUUCAAAAUAUUUGGACUUUAAAGAU
This is a messenger RNA of Hymenoscyphus albidus, 3532 nucleotides long. The record is from the annotation of a GenBank genome assembly. Lineage: Eukaryota; Fungi; Ascomycota; Leotiomycetes; Helotiales; Helotiaceae.